CUACACCAGACAAAGAUUGGUUAACCGUUCCUGGAAACCAAUUAUCUCGUUUCGAACGACUGCAGAAAAUGACGCAGCACUUCUGGGCCAGGUGGUCCAAAGAAUAUGUCUCACAUCUGCAGCAUCGCACUAAGUGGAAGGAGAACUUCAUUCAAAGACUCAAGAUCGGCACUCUGGUGCUAGUUAAAGAAGACGGACUCCCUCCAUUGAAAUGGAGAAUCGGCAGAAUAACUGAACUCCAUCCCGGACCAGACCACAUCACUCGAACUGUUACCUUAAGAACUUCAACUGGAGAGUACAAAAGGCCAGUAGUCAAGCUUUGUGCUCUUCCACUUCCAGACGACGACAGCAUCUCAUCGUGUUGAAAGCCUGGAGGCUUUCAAGGGGGCGGCCUAUGUUACGCCAAUGGUCAUUUGGCGCGCGCGCCACUGUGUAGCAGCCACGACCACUGCGCAAGCGCUGCCUGACAGUUUUUGAAUCCAGCCAAUGGGGACGGAGACACCAGGAGAUCGAAGCGCCGCGACCAACAUAGGAGGUGUCGACACAGAACGCAUCAUCAGAGAAAUUUAACGGAAUACUUCAACGCCGUCGAUGGGCAGAAUAUGAUGAUAAUCUUCGCGUCGAUGCUGUAUGAACGUCGCAUCAUAUUCGUGUCAAAGAAACUUCAACGAUUGAGCGCAUGUGCACAAUCGGCCAACGACAUCAUCUACCCUAUGAUAUGGCAACACAUCUUCAUUCCGGUGUUGCCGAUGUCGCUCAUCGAUUACUUGUUAGCGCCUAUUCCGUUCCUUAUUGGCGUACCUGAGGAGGUUUUCAAGCAAGUACAUAGAAUUGAAAUAGGAGAUGUUGUCAUAUUAGAUGCAGAUACAAAUACGAUUGAUACUCCUUUUGAUGAUCUUAAUAAUCUUCCUCAAGAAGUGAUUACAUCCCUCAAAAAGCAACUUCGUAAUAAGUCUUUAGGUGAUGGUGUUUCCAGAGCUUUUUUACGUGCUUUAGUUCAACUAAUAGGUGGUUAUAGAGGUGCUCUCAGGUUUGAACCGGGUCAAAAAGUGACGUUGACAAAGAGAAGUUCAUAGAAACGAGACCUGUGUCGCUUCAACCCUUUUUGAGGCAAAUGUUACAGUUACAGAUAUUCCAACAGACUACUCGACUGCAUUUUUUAGUUUAUAGAAGAGCGUCUAAUGAUGUUGAAUACAGGCCAAGGAUUUUCUGACGAAUUUGAAUACGAAUUAGAAAGAUACUCGGCAAAAUCAGGAUCGAAGUUGAAACA
Molecule: messenger RNA, 1270 nt
Organism: Acanthoscelides obtectus
Lineage: Eukaryota; Metazoa; Arthropoda; Insecta; Coleoptera; Chrysomelidae
Source: the annotation of a GenBank genome assembly